Messenger RNA from Thalassophryne amazonica, 2425 nucleotides. RefSeq names its product syntaxin 1B (gene stx1b). Gene Ontology annotation, cellular component: endomembrane system; SNARE complex; plasma membrane. The coding region runs from base 5 to 871 and encodes 288 amino acids. The transcript is spliced from 10 exons. The record is from RefSeq and is a predicted model, not a curated record. Gene Ontology annotation, molecular function: SNARE binding; SNAP receptor activity. Gene Ontology annotation, biological process: exocytic insertion of neurotransmitter receptor to postsynaptic membrane; intracellular protein transport; vesicle fusion. Lineage: Eukaryota; Metazoa; Chordata; Actinopteri; Batrachoidiformes; Batrachoididae.
CACCAUGAAGGACCGUACGGCGGAACUGCGAAGCGCUAAGGACAGUGAUGAUGAUGAAGAGGUGGUGCAGGUGGACAGGGACCACUUCAUGGAUGAGUUCUUUGAACAGGUUGAGGAGAUCAGAGGCUGUAUAGAAAAGCUGUCAGAGGAUGUGGAGCAGGUUAAGAAGCAGCACAGCGCCAUCCUGGCUGCACCCAACCCUGAUGAAAAAACCAAGCAGGAGUUGGAGGACCUCACAGCUGACAUCAAGAAGACGGCCAAUAAAGUUCGCUCAAAAUUAAAAGCGAUCGAACAGAGCAUUGAGCAGGAGGAGGGUCUCAACAGAUCAUCAGCGGACCUCAGGAUCCGCAAGACACAGCACUCGACACUGUCACGUAAGUUUGUUGAGGUGAUGACUGAGUACAACACCACGCAGUCCAAAUACCGUGACCGCUGCAAGGACCGCAUCCAGAGACAGUUGGAGAUCACUGGGAGAACCACCACCAAUGAGGAACUGGAGGACAUGUUGGAGAGUGGCAAGUUGGCCAUUUUCACCGAUGAUAUCAAAAUGGACUCUCAGAUGACCAAACAGGCCCUGAAUGAGAUUGAAACCCGACACACCGAGAUCAUCAAACUGGAAAACAGCAUCCGUGAGCUUCAUGACAUGUUUGUUGACAUGGCCAUGCUGGUUGAGAGUCAGGGAGAGAUGAUUGACAGAAUUGAGUACAAUGUGGAACACUCCGUCGACUAUGUGGAGCGAGCCGUAUCUGAUACCAAGAAGGCCGUCAAAUACCAGAGCCAAGCUCGCAAGAAGAAAAUCAUGAUCAUCAUCUGCUGCGUCAUCCUGGGCGUGGUCCUGGCGUCGACCAUCGGUGGCACUCUGGGCUUCUAAGACGUUCUGCUGCCUGUCGCUGUGACGACCGACACCGAUCCAGCGUGCAACCGAAAGCCAGCAGAAAAAAAAAAAGAUGACAACACAAAAACUUGAAACACAAAUGCAAGACAGAUAACCAAUCAGCUAGGAAGAGAUAACCGGCCAAUCACAGAUAAGAGGGGAAAUGACACACAGAGGGGCUGGGUGGGGUUUAAAAAGUCAAUAAAACACCAUCACAUUGUCGCUGACUCAACAUAUAUCCACUAUUUAGGACACGUGUAAGAUAGGUAGUGUCACAAACAGUGACCGAUACGGCCUGUGUUUGUUUUGCCCAUUUUCCUUCCGUAUUUUUGAGGGGUUUUUUUUAUUAUUAUUUGGGGGUGGGGGGGAGUCUGCGAGGACAGCGCCUGCUGUACGCAACGAGUUCAGUGGUGCAAACAUUCAACAACUGGUUUCUUUUGGUUCUAGAACUUUAGGGAGCACAUUUUUAGGAAUGUGCACAGCCUUCCGGUAAAGCAGUUUUAAAAAAAAAUCUUUCAAACCCUCAGAAACAGCAACAACUCUGCAACUCUGGUGCCUUCUGCCAAAAAAGAGAAAUGCAGUCAAACCAGAUAAAAUCAGAAUGCUGACCCACAGUUCUGGAACCAAAUGGUCCCAGAGUUCAGACCGGCACCCUCGGCGCUGCAGGUAGACCCGUGGCUGGGGGUGGGAGGGGCCGAGCUAACGAUUGGCUGAGCUGCCUCUAUAGGACACCUCUCAUUUGUUGCUCACAGCUGCAACUCACCUCUGCAAACCAAUUAGAACCUGAGGAAACAUGCUAACGCUCACAUUAGCCACCUUUAGCGCUAGCUACACACUUCAUCCACCAGUAAUACUCAUAACUUGGUUUUUAUAGCACUUUCUAGAACAAAAUUAUGCAUUUCAAAGUGCUUUAGCACCCAGUGUGUUCAUCCCACCAAUCACAAAGCAGAGCCAGUGUACCUGGCAUUCUCCUCACGUUCACCUAUUUGAUAGCUCCGCCUACCUCGUGUACAAUUUGGCAUCAUUAGAACAGACACUUUUUUCUUCCAGGUCUGUGUCCUAUAUAACACUUGUGAUGUAAGAGAGACAACGGCAAAGAAAAUUAUCGCAAUGCUAAGAAACUUGCUGAACUUCUCCGCCAGUAUCGGGCUGUUUGUUCCGACUUCCGAUCGUGGGUUAGUCCUUGUUGGAACUUGCUCAGAUGGAAUAUCUAGUGACCUUAACGCAAAACUGGGAAUAAGUGAAUAGUGAGUUGCUUUUGCAGCGAGCACAACCGAGUUCUUGUUUGGCGUUUUCAUCUAAAGGUUAGCUGUCAGGUUUUCGGCUGAGUUCAAAAAGAUGUCAUGCUUGACUGAUAGGCAGAGUGUGGAAAGAGCGUAUCAACCGAUGUAGAUCAGAAAACAGGAAGACAACUUGUCCUGACUAGCGGACUUAGCCAAACAGCUUGUCUUACCGAUCACAGUAGAAAUGUCGUACAUGUCUGUUAAAAGUGGAUCUAAUCUUUAACUUGUUCUAAGUGCUACUCCAGAAGCUUCUGAAGAAAAACUGCAA